GACGUUAUCAGGAUGGGCGUUACUUUGGUCGUCCUGCGUGCGGACUCGAAUAGUAAACGCUGGGAUUGUCCCUGUUAAAAAAAAAAAACUCUGUAUCUCAUUUCCCUUAACCCUAGCCUAACCUCGAACGUCAUUGCCUUUUAUAUGACGUCAGAUCGGUAAAAGUACUCAUGACGCGUGACGGAGGACGCAAGAUAUAUUUCUUAUUGUGCAGCUACUUACUACGGAAGUAAAGUUUAUUGAAAUAAUCACCAUGGUUCAUGCUUUCUUGAUAAACACAUUGAGUUGCAGCACCGGUGGUACUGAGAGUCUCUGCAGAGUGCUAUAUUCCCAGACAUUUGGCUCAGAGAGGUCAGAGUCCAGGAACAAAGAUCCAGAAGAAGAAAGGUGUUAUAGAAAAGAACAGAUCUUUGCUGUGGCAAGGCAAGUGAAGUCAGCAUGCACUUUGUCCAGGCAAGCUAUGGGAAAGUCUCAGUCUGCUUUUGCCUUCCCUCCUUCUGAUGAGGUGGUUGCAUUACAGGAAGCAGACUUUGGUGUAUUUCGGCUUCCUCCUGGUGACCCUUUUUCUGAAAGCAAGACUGUACUGUGGCUUGGAAUCCAGUCUGUCGGAUUUGCAUUGGUAUGUGAUCCUUAUGAAAACCUCAUGUUGGCUGAGAACAGCCUGAAGAUGAUAGUGAGGUAUUUGCUGGAGUAUCUUCGACUGCUAAGCCAAGGCAGUGACAUCAUGUUGAAAGCAGAUAAAAUAGAAAUCAUCCUGAAUAAAUUUCUUCCAUGUGGCCAACUAUUGUUUAUCAACCACAGGUUUGUUUACAGUAUAGAGAGGGAACUUAAUAUCUGCAUUUCAAAAUGAGUAAUGGAGAGCAGACUUCAAGCAUCUCUUUGAUUUUCACCUUUAUCAGCAGUCAGCUUAUGAUCAGAAGUCUUGUCUAUAACAAUGACAUAAACUUACUUGUGCGGAAAAUUGGUGAUGUCUAGUUGAUCUUUAAUACAAAUAAUGCACUUUUGUUUUCAUUACUACAUUAAGCUGAUUUGAUACAUAGAAAUCAAAGCAGUUGCGUAUGAAACUACCUGCUUGCAUAUUUUGCAAAGUAUCUCAGUGAGCAUCCUGAAAGCUGUUGUAACUUGAAGCAUGUUAUAGACUGCUGAAGUAAUAUGAUAUGUCUGUAUAACUACUACAAGCCUAGAUGGCAUGAUGUUGCCAAUUAUGAUAAUUAUACUGUUGAGAGCUAGGGUUUGGAAAUUAUCUCAGAAUAUCUGAGGUCCAUAAGAGGUGGAAGAAUUCAGGACAUUUUUGGGCUGUUCUUCCUGAGUGAAGGAAAUGGUGAUGGGGAUGAGAUGGCUAGCAUCUAACCUCUGUUGGAGAACCAGGGUUGUCAUGCUUGGGCACAUGGUGAAACUGGUUACAGGGGGUGGAAGAACACAAUGCAUUAUGAGCUGUGGGGGAACAAGUUACUUUGAGGUACUCUUCUGGAAUGUCACCUACCUUGACCUGAACAUGUGCCACAACAACGCAAACUAAAUGUGGGAUGAAAGAGCACUUUCUCAUGUUCUCAUCUUGAAUAUGUUGUAUAGUACAUAUUUGAAGUUGGUGAGGAAAAUAGGUAUGCACUGAUUAGGAACUGAGGCACUUUGUGUGAUUCCUGACUAAGCAGCAGCUAAAAGCAAAGGUGUUCCAAAAUAUAAGGUAUUAAUAAAAAAAAUUGCUUUGCGUAGGUAGUUUUUUCUUGUUAUGUUUUAUAUGUUUCAUCAGACUGCUUAUUCUUGCCAUUUGCACAGUAGAUUUGUCCUUUUUGUAUUUUGAAUCAUAUAGUUUGUCACUAAUAGUCUGGAAUUGACCAUACUGUCAUUUUUAAUAUAAUUUGCUUUGAUUUAAA
Protopterus annectens (West African lungfish) is the source of this 1874-nucleotide messenger RNA. RefSeq names its product adaptor related protein complex 5 subunit sigma 1 (gene AP5S1). The transcript is spliced from 3 exons. Gene Ontology annotation, cellular component: lysosome; AP-type membrane coat adaptor complex; late endosome. The record is from RefSeq and is a predicted model, not a curated record. Lineage: Eukaryota; Metazoa; Chordata; Ceratodontiformes; Protopteridae. Gene Ontology annotation, biological process: double-strand break repair via homologous recombination; endosomal transport. Bases 254 to 850 code for a protein of 198 amino acids.